AUGUUUAUUUAAUAACCACCCUCCAGACAACCCUAUCUCCAACCAAAAUUGCCUUUCCAAUAAUAAUUCCAUCAAAAUAAUUUUAUACAGCAACAUUUUGCACCUUAGAUUAAGCAAUAAUUUGUUGGUCAAAAUUAAUACAAACCUGAUUUGAUGUCCAGUAUUCCUUUUGCUAAAUCAAUUUAGUAUGAAGUCCCAAGAUAAAAUGAACAAGCUCACAAUAACAAUUAAGAUCAAAAAAAGCAUUCCUCCGAAAUGGUUUAGUUAAUUAAGGAGAGUUAAGAGUUAAAAAAAAACAUUAAUGAAAAAGAUCAGGAAAUCUAGAAAUGCAAAUAAAACAUAGAUAGGCUUGAAUAAUUAAUAGAUUACUUAGAAAAAUAAUAAAAGGAAGCUUAAAAAGAGUAAUGA
Paramecium tetraurelia is the source of this 408-nucleotide messenger RNA. RefSeq lists its product as uncharacterized. The record is from RefSeq and is a predicted model, not a curated record. Lineage: Eukaryota; Ciliophora; Oligohymenophorea; Peniculida; Parameciidae. The transcript is spliced from 3 exons.